UCUGCAUUCCCAAUAUCUCAAUCCUCAUACAACAAAUGUUCUCUUUUCAAAUAUACUUAGAUGGAGCGUCUUGCUUCGUGAUUCAAACGGCAACAGGAAGGUUGACGGAGGCUAUCUUUCUGCUAGCUUUUGCUAGAGAACUUGUUACGAUAGUUACGUGGAACCCGUCCUUCGGAUGUCGAAGCCGCCUGAGAUUUCUGCCAAAGGCCGCAUGUGUUAACCUGUUAACCCCGAUACAGGAUGGAUUAAGUCGAGGUUGCGACAGGCUACUCUCGUUCAGUUUAUAUAUUCCUUGCAAUUGGUAGCAGGACACAUUCCAUUCAACUACUUUGUCCUAUCCUAUAGGCUAUCCCCCGCCAAACGGUAAAUUCGUACCCGUGUAAAAUCCAACUACGACUCCGUGCAUGCAGUCUGAAUCCGGCUUGAAUCGUUCGAUAAGGACGGGAAGAGUGGAUAAUCGCGUAUCGUCGAAGAACUCCGAGGUCCAGCGCCGAGCGCGAAGUCGGUAACUUUACUUACCUACAAUG
Messenger RNA from Lentinula edodes (shiitake mushroom), 527 nucleotides. RefSeq lists its product as uncharacterized. The transcript is spliced from 4 exons. NCBI's taxonomy places the organism in Eukaryota, Fungi, Basidiomycota, Agaricomycetes, Agaricales, Omphalotaceae. The record is from RefSeq and is a predicted model, not a curated record. The coding region runs from base 36 to 305 and encodes 89 amino acids.